AAUCUGAAUGAAUUUCAUCAAAUUCUUUACAGCAAAUUGAAAAAGCUAAGCAGAGAUGCUGACAAACACAAUGAGAUUGUCUGUUUUAUGUGCGUUCUUUUACUUGAUGUUGGUUUGUACAACCAGUGGAAAGCCCACCAACAAAAUCACGAAUGAAGAGCCGCCAUGUUGGAAAAAAGUGAAGGACCUGAAAGAAAAGCGAAAAUCAAUUGAUAUAUUACUCGGCAGAGGUCUAGCUACCUUUCCAGUUUCUUUUCCAAACUGUGAUGAUAAUGGCUACUACACUUUGCGACAGUGUUCUGUAUUCAAGGGAUGUCAUUGUGUUGAUAAAUACGGGCAACGCACGUCAAACAAAUCUCUGUCACAGUGGGAAUGUGAACUGCUUCAGAUAAAGACGACAUCUAAAAUUGAUGAUACGACACAGUUACAAACAGCAACAUCACAGCCAACGUUUGAUGCAGACACAACGUCAAUUGUGAGCACGGAGCCUGAACCUGAAGUGACUACACUCCAAGAUGACAGUAAAGAGACACCUUGCUGGAACAAAGUGGAAGCACUUGAAGCGAAAUUUGGUGGGCGAUAUCCCGCAGAUUUUUCGUUUCCAAGGUGCGACACGAAUGGCUAUUAUGAACUCAUUCAGUGUCGUGCAUUUCUUGGCUGUCAUUGUGUUGAUAAAUAUGGACAAGAGACAACGCAAGUACUCAAAGGAUGGUCACGUGGUUGCAUAUAACUGAAAUUUCAAUUUUGUUUGACUUUCGUCUAAACCGUACGAUAACUAAUUAAAAAUUACUUUUCAAA
This is a messenger RNA of Xenia sp. Carnegie-2017, 798 nucleotides long. RefSeq lists its product as uncharacterized. Gene Ontology annotation, biological process: regulation of insulin-like growth factor receptor signaling pathway. The coding region runs from base 56 to 730 and encodes 224 amino acids. The record is from RefSeq and is a predicted model, not a curated record. Gene Ontology annotation, molecular function: insulin-like growth factor II binding; insulin-like growth factor I binding. Lineage: Eukaryota; Metazoa; Cnidaria; Anthozoa; Malacalcyonacea; Xeniidae. The transcript is spliced from 4 exons.